UAAUUGGGUACAAAGGUUGCAGUCAAGUGCAGAAACACUGCAACUUUCAUCUCUUCUUUUUCAAUCACAGGAAAAUACGCAAGUAUCAUAUUCCAAAGAAAAAAUAAGAUUUUGAACAUGAAGCUUGCUUGGCUCUUGAUGCUGGUUGCAGUUCUCUUUGUUCACCCAGUUAGUGCUGAAUGCAGUGAUACUUCUCAAACUGUAAAGUGUGAGGAAGUGGCAAAAAACUAUUCUUCUGUUCCUUCUAACCUAAACAAAAAUGUUUCUGUGCUAUAUCUUAAUUGUAACCAUAUUACUUUAGAGAAGAAUGACACAGUAAUACUUCGCAAGUACAAUAAUCUCACAGAACUGUAUUUGAACAACAAUUCUAUUAUUGUUGUUCAUAACUACAGCUUUGAAAAUCUUCUAAAACUAAAAAUUCUUGAUAUCAGCAAUAAUUAUAUCAAAACAGUUGGAAAAGCAGCAUUUGCUGGUUUAAACAAAUUGCAGAUUCUGCAUCUACAAAAUAACAAAAUUACACAAUUAAGUUCUGAUGUAUUUGCAGUGCUAAACAACUUGAACGUCUUGAACUUACAAAACAAUCUUCUAGUAUAUUUGGAUGUUGAAGUAACAUUUAAUUCAAUAUUUAUUACAUUAAGUGGAAAUCCAUGGAUCUGUUCAUGUGACCUUCUUAGUUUACAGCGUUGGCUGAAUAACCCUACUGUGACAAUGGAAAAUGAGAACAAUACUAUGUGCACUUUUCCAGUUACUAUGAAAAAGUACCCUAUCAAGACAAUAAAUAUAUCAAAUUGUAAGCAAAUGGGAACAUUUGGAACAACUCUCUUACCUUUUACUUCUAUUAAUACCAUCUAUGGCACUACAUACAAUUAUACAAAUGGAUCAGCAUAUUCAGGUAUUCAGCCUAUUGGCAAAAGCUGGCCUUUUUCAGUGGGUGUCCUAGCAGUUAUCCUCAGUACUACAGCACUGAUUAUUGCUGCUAUCAAGUUUCCAACAUGGUACCGCUAUUUAAUCAGCUAUAAUCACAGACGCCUAGAAGAAAAAGAAGAAUCUGAAAUGUCUGAAGAAACAUUCACACCUCAAUUAUGCACAUUCCCACAAACAUCAGAGAGUAAUGAAGAAGAGUUUAUAGUUGGUUUUGAACAAUUUCAUACAUUUGUUCCAGAGGAUGAUGGAUUUAUUGAAGACAAAUAUAUUGAUCCAUAAAGGUUUACCAUAAA
This is a messenger RNA of Python bivittatus (Burmese python), 1217 nucleotides long. RefSeq names its product leucine rich repeat containing 19 (gene LRRC19). Lineage: Eukaryota; Metazoa; Chordata; Lepidosauria; Squamata; Pythonidae. Gene Ontology annotation, molecular function: signaling receptor activity; protein binding. The record is from RefSeq and is a predicted model, not a curated record. Gene Ontology annotation, cellular component: plasma membrane. Gene Ontology annotation, biological process: positive regulation of non-canonical NF-kappaB signal transduction; interleukin-8 production.